UGGUUAAAUAAAAUAUACUGUACAUUUACUGUUAGAUAUUAAAGUGUAAUCUUAACAAAAGAUUUUAAAUUUUAGAUUCGUAAUGAAUUUGUAAUCUAAUUGUAGAUCUCGUAAUACCGCUUGGUAAUGUUAACUUAUUAUGUUAUCGGCUUGCAAAAACAGUUUAAACACUGUAACACUGGUAAAUUUUAAGAAACGGCCAUCAGUUAGAGCUUCACAUGUCAUGAACAAUCAGGUAGAUGCUAUUAACGAAGGUUACUUAGUACUAGUUGAAAAAGGGAAAAAAAAUGAAAUAAAAUAUUACUUUAAAUUGGAUGCACGUAAAAGGAAGUUUGAAUAUUAUUAUGAUAAAGACGCAUAUAAAAAUGAAAAAAUUGUUGAUUCUAUUGAUAUAAACUAUAUUACAAAGGUUUCCAGAAUACAAAAAGAUGAAGAAAAGUUUAAAUUUGAGGUCUGCACAGUAUUUAAAAAUUUUGAACUGAUUUGUGAGAGCAAAGAUGAAAGAGAUAAAUGGGUUUAUUCACUAACUAAAGCAGCAACUUUACAUACAACAACCCAAAAUUCCACUGUGAAAAAAAGUACAUCCUUUGAAAAUCUUAGCACUACUCAACCUAUAGCAAUCCCACACAGGACAACUGUUCAUGGUGGUAUGGUAUUUAGAAAACCAAUUGCAAAAGAAAAUAUUUUAGAGGGGUGGUGCUGGAAGCAAGGUGGAGUUGUCAAGAAUUGGAAAAGAAGAUAUUUUCGUCUAAGUAAUGGAGAAUUAUCGUAUUAUGAUACAGAACAUGUAAAAGAUCCAAUUCGCACCAUAAUGAUGAAACAUGUGAAAUCAGUUAAUAUUUUGCAGAAGUAUUGUCAACGCCCAAUUCUGCUUGAACUGAAAACAGAUAAAAGAAACUUUUUUAUACAGAUUACUCAAAAAGUAGAAAUGCAUUGGAAAUAAAUUUUUGCACCCGUCAAUGUAAUACUAUAAGGCCGGAAGACGAAAAAGACUUAACAAAAUGGAAGAAUGCUAUCGAAAAAUGCCUUUCACAGUCUUCCAGAUUUUAUCAUAGAUCUGGCUCGCUGUAAAUGUCUCACUUGUUUUGCCCUAUAAAUAUCUCAUUUUCUCUUGUCCUUUUUUCCUCUAAACUUUAAUAAAUACUUAAGAUCUUGCUGUUUUAAAUGUUUUUUCUAUUCUUUUAUAUUUUUAUAUCUUUUUUUUUAUAUAUAUAAUUUUUGGUUUUUAUAAAUGUACAUCUUUUUUAUCUUCACUAAAAUAAAUAUUUAUGUAAUAUUUUUAAAAUGUUUAGCAAUUGAUGUUCAAAGAA
Molecule: messenger RNA, 1310 nt
Organism: Hydra vulgaris (swiftwater hydra)
Lineage: Eukaryota; Metazoa; Cnidaria; Hydrozoa; Anthoathecata; Hydridae
Product: pleckstrin homology domain-containing family A member 1
Source: RefSeq, a predicted model, not a curated record